CCCUGGAGCUAUCCCAGCCCCCGGUCCCCUCUCUCUUGGCCCUGAGUGCUCCCUGGGGGAGCAGAACACACCCAGCAAGGGGCUGAAUCGAAGCAGAGACACACUCCUCUGCCACCAGCGAGGAGAAACCACCAUGGCAGAGAACUACAGCUGGUGGAAGCUCACCUUCCUGCGGAAGAAGAAAUCCACCCCCAAGGUCCUGUACGAGAGCCCAGACAUCUAUGCCAACGAGAACCACCAGGAGGCCACACGGACAGAGGUGGGGAGUGACGGUGGCGCCGACAGUGAAUUCAAUGUCCGGCUGGAGAAGAUCGUGGAUAAGAACACAAAAGGCAAACACGUCAAGGUCUCCAACUCCGGGCGCUUCAAGGAGAAGAAGAAAGUGCGAUCUACGCUGGCCGAAAACCCCAACCUCUUCACCGCUGGCGAGCGGGAGGAGAAGUGAGGCAGGGGAAAGCAGGCAUUUGGGGGAAAAGCGCUGCAGGGUGGAACCAAUGCCCUGAGGCCAUCACGCGUGGACCCUUCACGACUCAGAGCCAGCCUAGAUGUCAAUUCUGUUCUCUCCGCAAAUGAAGUAACGAGGGGGCAGGGACCGCCCCGCUGUAGAUUUCAAAGACUCUCGGUUCUGAUGUGCACUCGUGAAGGAGAAGGGACUCAAUACUUUUAAUUUAAUACCAAUCAUCAUAUUUAAAAUAAAUGCCACUGGGUGAUUGUCAUGAGAUGGAGGCACCCAGAUCUUGCUCUGAAGCCUUGUAGGUGGGGAGGAGUCAAACACAGCAGUUCAGAGGCCCCUUGCAAACACUCUCAGCAGUGCCCAAGGGCUCAGAAUCAGCCGUCUGCUGCAGGGGGCCAUGGGAUGGGAGGAGCCAGCUGAUUCUCAUCCACCCUGUUAUUCUACCACUGCACCUAGAAGAUGGCUGAGAAGGGCUAGAAACUUCACCUGGCUCUGCCCUGGGGGAUUUCACAGCAACUAGCCUCAGCUCUGUCCGCACCCACCGACACAGGAAAGGUAAACGUAAGGCUGGCUGGGAAACAGGGUUGCAUCUUUUAAUACCACAGAGAUUCCCUGGCCUGGGAAAGAGAAAUACUUGGCCACAGGCAGUCACCAGCUGAACUGCACCACUAAAGGCAGAACUGGGAAUAGGACCCGGGAUCCUUGUGUCCUGGAUAGCAGCACUCAGACAGUUGAGCUAAAGGAGAACCAACCUUAGCUGUAGCAAUAGCGUCUCUUGGCCUUCAGCUACUACAGAGCAACACUUGAGUAGAUCUGUUCUUCCAGCCAGCGGGGGGGGGGGGGGGGCACGGGGGUAAGACAACUGAAGAUUCCACUGAUAGAAGAAACUACGGCCAGUCAGGUCGGGGGUCUGGGGGCUUUGGAAUGGGGUUACGGCCCUGAGAGCUUAUUUUCUUUGACUCACUGUUGGGCACUGGUUGAUGUAGAAACCAGCUGAAGUCUGCUAGGUGACUCUCUAAGAGAGGACAGAUGGUCUAGUGGUUAGCACAGGAGCACCAGGAAUGAGAAAGGCAGGAAUAGAAUCCAGGCUCUCCCUCUAGCUAUGCCUCAGUUUCCUGCUAUGAGCACGAAAGGGCCAUCUUUCGAGUCAGCUUUUGAACCAUAAUCUUGCUUUGACGUUUCCUUCU
Molecule: messenger RNA, 1641 nt
Organism: Dermochelys coriacea (leatherback sea turtle)
Lineage: Eukaryota; Metazoa; Chordata; Testudines; Dermochelyidae
Gene: PRR15L
Product: proline rich 15 like
Exons: 5
Coding region: 134-445 (103 amino acids)
Source: RefSeq, a predicted model, not a curated record